GAGCCACCAAUUAAAACAAAAAUAAAUAAAUACAAGUUUGUACAAGUUUAAUAAUAAAUGGUGGCACACAUUGUUGUGAUAUUUAUUUAUCAGUUGAAUAAAUACUCAAAAAACCACAAAAAUGAGACGACACAAGAAAAAAAAAAAGUCAACAACAAUUAACAAUUUAAAUGACGAUGUAUUGAUAAUAAUAUUUAAAUAUUUAUCAUUCAGCCAAAGAUUAUUAAUGGAAAGAGUUUGUGUUAGAUGGUCAAUAAUUGCUCAACAAUCUUGGGGUGGUGUUACAACUAUGAAAAUUGAUAACAAUCAAAUAUAUGGAAUGUCAAAAGAUUUUCAUUCAGAGGAAUUAAAAACAGUAUUCAAUACUUUGCUGAUGAGAUGUGGUCGUCAUUUGAAUACAUUAACAAUUACCAAUUCAAUAAUUGAUUCAUCAAUUUUACCAAUAAUUCGUUUUAAUUGUUGUCAUUUAACACAAGUUGAUUUAAUAUUUAAAACAAAUGCCAUUGAACAUUUUGUUAAGCCAUUUGGAAAAAUGAAAAAACUUAAAAGUUGCAAAAUAACAAAUGUUAAAUCAUUAUUUGCAAGAGAUUGUUUAAUAAGUUUACCAAAUGGCAUUGAAACGAUACACAUGGAAGUUCCAAAUUCAUUAAUAACAUUUUCAUCAAGAUUAUUGCUCAGCAGUUUAUCAAGUGUAUUUAUUAAAUUUAAUUCAUUGAGAUCUUUGACAUUACGAGGCUAUAGAUUUUCAGGUUUAUUGAUAAAUGCCAUAAGUCAAUGUCAAACAUUGACUUUUGUUGAUUUACAAAAUAGUGUAAUUGAAAAAAUAGAUGAUUUAUCAAAUUUAACAAAUUUAAAAUAUCUAAAUGUCAGCAAGGUUGAAAGAAUAACUAAUUCAUUUUUGAUACUCGUUGCUGAUAAAUGUAAAAAAUUGGAAUAUCUUGAUGUCAGUUAUUGCAAACGAGUCAAUGAUGAUGGUGUCAAAGAAAUAAUAAAACACUGCUUGAAUCUUGAACAAUUAAAAAUUGCCUGGACCUCAGUGACAUCAGGUGUUAUUAUUUCAGCUGUAAACUUAACGAAAUAUCGUCGUGGAUGUCCAAUUUUACAUCUGUAUCCAGGUCCUUGGAUGACAUUCAAACAUCCACAGCUUAAAUAUAGAAUAUAUUAUUCGUACUUGAAAAUUAUCUACAGGUAAACGUAAUACGUACUAAACUAAAUUAUUAUUUUUUAUUAACACCAAAA
Molecule: messenger RNA, 1239 nt
Organism: Aphidius gifuensis
Lineage: Eukaryota; Metazoa; Arthropoda; Insecta; Hymenoptera; Braconidae
Product: F-box protein SKIP2-like
Exons: 3
Coding region: 122-1192 (356 amino acids)
Biological process (GO): SCF-dependent proteasomal ubiquitin-dependent protein catabolic process
Cellular component (GO): SCF ubiquitin ligase complex
Molecular function (GO): protein binding
Source: RefSeq, a predicted model, not a curated record